Nothoprocta perdicaria is the source of this 429-nucleotide messenger RNA. RefSeq names its product antioxidant 1 copper chaperone (gene ATOX1). Gene Ontology annotation, cellular component: cytosol. Gene Ontology annotation, biological process: copper ion transport. The record is from RefSeq and is a predicted model, not a curated record. Gene Ontology annotation, molecular function: copper chaperone activity; metal ion binding. The transcript is spliced from 3 exons. The coding region runs from base 18 to 206 and encodes 62 amino acids. Lineage: Eukaryota; Metazoa; Chordata; Aves; Tinamiformes; Tinamidae.
ACGAGUUCUUUGUGGACAUGACCUGCGAAGGCUGCUCCAAUGCAGUCACCCGCGUCCUGCACAGGCUGGGAGGUGUCCAGUUUGAUAUUGACCUGCCCAACAAGAAGGUUUGCAUCGACUCGGAGCACAGUGUUGACACUCUCUUGGAAACCCUGAAGAAGACUGGAAAGAAUGCGUCCUACCUGGGGGAGAAGUCUGUGCAAUAGACUUCCCUGCUAUGAUGAGGAACUCAGCUAUGACUUCGGAAUAAAAGACAACUUAACUGUUUACGUAUCUCCCAGCUCGCCCUGUCCUUUGACCUUUGCUGCCCUGCCAGACGUCAGCAAGCAGCGAGCUGGCAGCAGGACACAGCUGCAUCCUGUCUCUGGAAGCAGAGGCAGCGGAGAAGAAGGUUAUAUUCUGUUUUGCAUCACUCAGUAAAUCAAAGCA